Molecule: messenger RNA, 951 nt
Organism: Cydia amplana
Lineage: Eukaryota; Metazoa; Arthropoda; Insecta; Lepidoptera; Tortricidae
Exons: 12
Coding region: 9-875 (288 amino acids)
Source: RefSeq, a predicted model, not a curated record
AAUGUAAUAUGUUUUCGGUUUUCAGAAUGCUGGAAGACCAACAACGUUCCGGUAUCUCUUCUGCUGCAGCCCGUGCCAUGGCCGAUCAGGUUUUGAGGGCCUCAGCAGAAGGCCUACAGCGUUCUGGCGUCGUUUCUGCUGCGACCCGUUCCAUGGUUGAUCAGGUUUUGAAGGGCUCCGUGGAAGACCACCUGCAACAUUCUGGCAUGCCUUCACAAAUAGCUCGCUCUGUCGCCGAUCAGGUUCUAAGGUCUGCGUCCAUUGAAGACCAAAUGCAGCGUACUGGCAUGUCUUCCUCGGCCGCUCGCUCUGUUGCUGACCAGGUUUUGAGAUCCUCUGUGGAAGACAACCUGCAGCGUUCUGGCAUGCCUUACUCUUCAGCCCGUUCUAUGACUGAUCAGGUUUUGAGGACGGCCAGCAUGGAUGACCAGCAACAGCGCAUUGGCAUGCCUUCCGCUUCAUCCCGUUCUCUCGCUGAUCAGGUCUUAAGAGCCUCAAUGGGAGACCAGCUCCAGCGUACCGGUAUGUCUUCUGCUGCUGCUCGUACCGUUACUGAUCAGGUUUUAAGGUCCGCUCUGGAUAAUAAUAAAUGGUCGAGCGGAUGGAGAAGUGGUUCCGAUAUGGACUCUGCUGUAAACUCUGGUGUAGACAAAUCCAUGACUGAUCAGCUUUUGAGAUCCAUGAUGAAUAACCAACAACGCUACGGUCUGUCUAUGGCUGAUAAAGUUAUGAGAAACUACAUAGAUGACCAAGACCAGCGUAGCGGAAUCACUGGAAUGUCCCCGAUCUCAGGAAUGUCCUCAAUGUCCCGUUCAAUGGCCGACCAGCUUCCGAGGUCAGCCUGGCAAAAACAAGAUCAAGACGAUUCGAUGUAGUGUAGUUUUGUUUCUUGACGAUCAGUGCUGCGACGCGUCCCAGCCGCAACUGGAUUGAGCGAACCACAAUUAAUUA